ACAAAUCCCAGCAUUCCUGUGCCUUGGCUAAUAACGGUAACAAAUGUCAACAGUGAUCUUAGCAGGAAGUGCUGCUUGUUCCUUGCUAGAACAUGACGACACGCUGAAAUUCCCGACAGAAAUAUUGAGACAAGAAACUCGUCAUUUGACGUUUUCUUUGAUGCACUGUGGCUGAAUUCCCUCAAGGACACAAGUAACCCCAGAUUUCGUUCCAAAUAUUGGGAGAUGGACCGUCACAGAAGGGGUACGCCGUGGGGAAAACUGGUCAAAGUGGAUUCCAGUGACGCCGAAGUGCUGCUUUUCAACAGAGAAUGCACCAUUGGCCGUAAAAAAGGAUGUGAUUUGGCCUUUCCUGCCAAUAAACUGGUCUCAGGGGAGCACUGCAAGAUUGUGCAAGAUGAAAACUCAGGGCAGGUGUGGCUUGAAGACAUGAGUACCAAUGGUACAGUGAUCAAUAUGGCCACACUGGUAAAAAAACAAACUCACAUGCUUCAAAAUGGGGAUGUCAUCUACUUUGUAUACAUGAAAAAUGAGCCUGAACAAAAUAUUGCGUAUGUUUACCAUGCAAUCGAAACAGAGCAAGGUAUUUUGCAAGGUCAUCACGACAGUGCUUCUUCUCUCACAUCCCCCGAGAUGACGUUGUCUGUGGAGCCUGUGAUGCUCACAAAAGCACCUCGGGAUCUUAAUCAGGAAGAACCUCAGCCAUCCACCUCCACUUCCGACCUCUGUUUUCAGCUACCUUUUACACCUGGACCCCCGUCAGCCAGAGCGUGUCUAAACUCUGCAGGCACGCAAUCCAGAGAUGUAUCGGAAGGACCUGAGAAAUCACCAAACAUUUUGGAGCCACAAUGCAAGAAGCGAAAAACUGAGACCCCACUUUCAUCCAGCACAGAGCUAACGCCACCAACCUUGCCAUCAACCAGAAAUCUUUUGGUCCCAGCGCAAGCAGAAGAGACCAAGACAGACAAGAUGGAGGAAUCACUGACUUGUAUUAUUUGCCAGGACCUCCUCUAUGACUGUGUCAGCUUGCAACCAUGCAUGCACACGUUCUGUGCUGCCUGCUACUCUGGCUGGAUGGAGAGAUCAUCUCUUUGUCCUACAUGCCGCUGCCCCGUGGAAAGGAUCCGUAAGAACCAUAUCUUCAACAACCUGGUGGAGGCCUACCUCAACCAACACCCUGAAAAGUGUCGUAGUGAGGAGGACAUGAAGAGCAUGGACAGCCGCAACAAAAUAACUCAGGACAUAUUGCAGCCAAAGGUUGAGCGUUGUUUCUCUGAUGAGGAUGGAAGCUCUGAUUACCUUUUUGAGCUCUCUGACAAUGACAGUGACUCCUCUGACAUGAGUCUGCCUCCAUUGCUCUGCAGACAGUGUCCAGGUUACAGGAAAGACGUCAAUGAGAUGCUGUUUGGCAACUUUGCCACAGGCUCAAACUGCUGGGUUCCGUGUCUACCAGUCCCACCUCCUAUGCCUCCUUCUCUUUCACAUCCAAUCAAAGCAGCUGCAGAUGAAAGCUCUGUGAAGUCCAUUGGGUUGGAGCCCUCAACGUCUUCUGACAACCCAUCAGCUCCUCAAGACUACUGCUGUCAACCUCUUGGCUGCCACCUCAUUUGUACCUGCUGCCUACAACCUAUGCCAGACAGACGGGCUGAAAUGAACAGCCAGCAAUAUUGUGUGCAGUGCCAGCGUCCUUUUUGUCAUAUUUAUUGGGGUUGCAAGAGGAUUGGCUGUCAGGGCUGCCUUGCUCGAUUCAGUGAGCUCAAUCUGACCGAUAGAUGUCUGGAGGGUGUACUGAACAACAAUAACUACGAAUCAGAGAUCCUCAAGAACUAUUUGUCUUCAAGAGGCAAGACAUGGAGGGAUCUACUCAAGGAAGCCUUCAACGACUUGCAACAGGGGAAAUAUUGCCUUUCAAAUCACCACAUAUCUGCAAAUCCGAUCCUUUGUAUAUGCUGCGGCUUGGUGGUGUUCAAGGAGAUGGCGUACAAGUAUAGACAGAAUAUUCCUCCAGCUGAACUACCAGCUGCUGUAUUGGCUCGUCCUGACUGCUACUGGGGACGUAACUGUCGUACACAAGUGAAAGCCCAUCAUGCAAUGAAAUUCAACCACAUAUGUGAGCAGACCCGCUUCAAGAGUUGAGAAAACACAGCUGCUGGAGCGCAAUGGAGAUGUGUCACAUCGAGUCGUGUUCUGCCUGUUGAAGGUCUCCCCUAUUAUGUGCACUCAAAAUCCAACAAAAGCAGUCAUUAUACAUUCAGAAUACUGUAGAUUCAAACCUACUGCGGUGCUAUGUGAAGUAUUGUUACACAUUACAGGUUAAGCAAGAAAUUAAAAAUAAAUUGGGUGUAAUCUGA
Syngnathoides biaculeatus (alligator pipefish) is the source of this 2351-nucleotide messenger RNA. RefSeq names its product checkpoint with forkhead and ring finger domains, E3 ubiquitin protein ligase (gene chfr). Gene Ontology annotation, cellular component: nucleus. The coding region runs from base 226 to 2136 and encodes 636 amino acids. Gene Ontology annotation, biological process: ubiquitin-dependent protein catabolic process; protein ubiquitination; mitotic cell cycle checkpoint signaling. Gene Ontology annotation, molecular function: ubiquitin-protein transferase activity; protein binding. The record is from RefSeq and is a predicted model, not a curated record. Lineage: Eukaryota; Metazoa; Chordata; Actinopteri; Syngnathiformes; Syngnathidae. The transcript is spliced from 18 exons.